CUAAAUACUAAAUAAUUACAUAAUUGAAAACACACUGUAGAUGGCCCGGUUUUUCGCCGUUUAAAAUUACAUUAUUACAUUUGUUCCAUGUCCGGCAAAAAUGACAGCCUUUCAGAAGGGAUGAAUGGACUUGUAGUUGUUUCUGUCAUAUCUCACAUAGGAAUCAGUUUGGGGAAAAACUACAAGCCCCAGCAACCUGACCAUCUUAGGUCAAAAAGUUGUAACGCAAAAAACGGCGCGUCGUUCUGGAGAGGUGACUACUAUCCACUAUGCAUCCGUUAUUUUAAACAUGUAUUAAGUCGUUGUUUAAUCCAAUGAAAGCGUAGCGUUAUAUGCUGCGAUUUUAUCUAAAUGCAUUGCGUCAAUGAUGGAGAAAGAAGAGAUACCUCCUAGAAACUUUAGCUGCUUAUAGUAAAUUUGCCACUAACGCUCGUUAGCUACCUAGGAAAUGCACUUAGGUCUGUCUAGAUGUGCCCUACUUGUAGGGGAGCGAGCUAGCUUCAAUGGUGCCAGUGCACUCUUCUCCUAUUGUAACCGGACUUCCACGAAUACUUUCUCUACCUGCAAUGCAUUUUCAAAUCGCAAGAAAAGUCCAUACAGUUCCGUGGACAGCGAACGCUACUCAAAACUUGUCAAGUCAGUCAUGACCCACCGAGUCAGUGCUCAAACACCCGAGAGUCUAGAAGAGCAAGAUACUCACAUCUACGGACCUGUGAUAAAAUCCUCAACUCCUAACCAACCUUUACCCAAAGUGCCUAAAACUCGCCACCCUUUGCUCAACCACGAAAAGGCUUUUGCAAUUAGCGAAACUGAGCACGGAGCGGCUCCAGCCAGAAUUAUCCUACAAAGGGGUCAGGAUAGGGGCUCUGUUCCCAGUGUCACCCGUAUCCUACAGCAAACUCUAUCCCCAGAGCAACAGUUUUUCCUCGAGAGAUGGAGGAAGAGGAUGAUCGCUCAACUUGGAGAGGAAGGCUUCAAAGAAUACAGCCAGAAUCUUUUCAGGCAGGGCAAGCUCUUCCACAUAGCUGUGGAGAAUGUUCUACCAUUAAAAACUGAGGAAAAGGCACCAGAGGUUCCAGCAGAAGUGGAAGGAUACAUGGAGAGUAUUCGGCACGUGAUGGACGACAUUAGGGGAGUGAGAGCCAUCGAGAGCCGCGUGCUACACAACAAACUAGGCUACCUGGGGAUUGUGGACUGUGUUGCCCUUUACAGGGGUGUGCUGUGUGUGAUUGACUGGAAAACAUCAGAGAGGUCUAAACCUUUCCUGGACAACACAUACGACAACCCUCUUCAGGUGGCAGCUUACGUCGGUGCCCUGAACAAUGAUGUGAACUACAACUACCAGGUGGAGAAUGGUCUGAUUGUGGUGGCCUAUAAAGAUGGUUCACCAGCCCAUCCACACUUACUGAGCUCGGACCAGGUGCUACAGUACUGGGAGAGAUGGCUGGUGCGAUUGGAGGAGUACUCGGAGAAGAGUUGAAAGGGCGAGAACCACAUGUAUUGCUGCUGUCUACCGGGAUCUGACACUGUGUUGGUUUUCUUUCAGUUUUUUCACUGACAUUUUACCAGGGAAGUAUGCUGAGAAUAGACCUGGAUGCAAGAGAGAGAGAGAGAGAGAAUUAUUUCUUAUACAAACACAAAGUUACUGUAUUAUCACAUUAAGUAAGAUCUAAAGUUAACUUAACUCUUUAAAGAAAAUUUAGUUGGUUUGAAACACUGAAACUCUUCCCACAGUGGAACUUCUGUGUGAGAGCACUGGUGUCUAAUGAGACAAAUCUCUUGACUGAAGCUCUUAUUACACUGGGACUGAGGUACAGCUCUCCAGUGUGAAUGCAUCAGUGUGUUCUAAGAUGUCCCACUCUGUUGAGAGCUUUUCCCACACUGGGGGCAGUGGUAAUGUAGUGCUCACCAUUCACAUUGAAGAGAAAUGAGUAUGGGAGAGCCCUUAAGCGUUAUCCACAAUUAAUACAACAACAAGAAAUUAUUUCAUUCUGUAAAACGAACAGAAAACAUCUCUAAUUCGUCAGUCGAUACCUACUGAAGGUUCUGCACUGUACAACCCUGUUUCCAAAAAGUUGGGACGCUGCAUAAAAUGCAAAU
Molecule: messenger RNA, 2100 nt
Organism: Esox lucius (northern pike)
Lineage: Eukaryota; Metazoa; Chordata; Actinopteri; Esociformes; Esocidae
Gene: mgme1
Product: mitochondrial genome maintenance exonuclease 1
Exons: 4
Coding region: 449-1480 (343 amino acids)
Biological process (GO): mitochondrial DNA replication
Cellular component (GO): mitochondrion
Molecular function (GO): single-stranded DNA exodeoxyribonuclease activity
Source: RefSeq, a predicted model, not a curated record